AAUCAGCGUGAGCCAAGGGAAGUGAGGGAGUCUUCGCAAGCCGCUACCGCUUUGAGGCAUGUUUAUGGGGGCUAUUCAUUUAGACUUUAGCAUCGGACCGUUCGCGCCUCGCUUUACCAUAACUCCGAGCGCACAUUUGCUCCUCAGUUUGCGCGUGAACUCGUGGCGCACUGGCACAUACACAUUCCUCAUUCAACUUUGCAGCAAAACAAAAGACUCCGCAACUCACUCAAGUAGCGGCAGCCGGUGCAAGAAAAGUGAAGCCACCCUGCAAACUCCGACCUGCGCAUCCUUUGCUCCUCAGCACCUGCCACCAUGACCCGCAGAUCGUGCGCAAUUUACGCAGUGGGGGUUAUUUGCUCCACCUUGCUCAUUGUCGGAAUUGGUUUAGUUGUGGCUCAAGUCUUUCGCACUGUGAUGCACAACCGUCUCAAAAAGGAGAUUGUUUUGGUGGAAGGCAGCCGUGUGUUUGAAUCAUGGAAAAGACCCCCUCCCCCGGUGUACAUGGAGUUCUUCUUUUUCAACAUAACAAAUGUGGAGGCAGUUCUGACUGGGGCCAAACCUCAGGUCACGCAAGUAGGACCUUACACUUACAGAGAAUACAGGUAUAAGGACAACGUUAGUAUGGUGGAAAAUGGUACAAAGGUGUCAGCAUACAACACAAAAAGCUUUGUGUUCCUGAGAGACAAGUCUGUUGGAGAUCCGACCGAAGACAACAUCACCACAGUGAACAUCCCGGCCUGGGCUGUAAUGAACAAAUUAAAAGGGAAUUUUUGGAAGGCAUCAAUGGUUUCCGUGUGGAUGAAUUCCAUUGGAGCUGGUUUCUUCACUACACGUUCUGUCAAUGAGCUGCUCUGGGGCUAUGAGGACCCACUACUGGCACGUCUCUCUGUGAUCAGCCCUGAUGUUGAUAAAAUAUUUGGAUUAAUGGUUAAUAAAAAUGGGACCAAUGAUGGGGAGUUUGUGUUCCACACUGGUGAAGAGAACUACCUGGAUUAUGGACGGGUGGUGACCUGGAAAGGCCAGAGUGCGCUGACAUUCUGGACCACAAACCAAAGCAACAUCAUCAACGGAUCAGAUGGAAGCGCCUUUCAUCCACUGAUAGACAAAAAUGAGCGUAUCUAUAUCUUCACUCCAGACUUAUGCAGGACAAUCUACAUGGAGUUUGAAAAGGAUGUGGAGGUCAGAGGCAUCCCAGCUUAUCGCUUUACACCGCCACGUUCUGUCUUAGCCAGCAAAGAGGAGAACCCAGACAACGAGGGCUUCUGUGUCAGUCCACAGGAGUGUCUGGGAACAGGCCUUCUUAAAGUCAGCCCCUGUCGUAAAGGUGCUCCCGUCGUGGCGUCUUUUCCUCAUUUCUACUUAGCUGAUGAAAAAUACGUGGCAGCCGUCGAAGGAUUGUCUCCUGAAAGAGUCCACCACCAAACGUUUCUUGACCUUAACCCGACAACCGGUGUGAUUGUGCGUGCAAACAAGAGAGCGCAGGUCAACAUCUUAAUUGGCAGGGUUGGCGGAUUUCCAAAAACAAGGGUGUUUACAAAUGAAACAAUCAUGCCUGUGAUGUUUCUUAAUGAGAGUGUGGAGAUCGAUGAGGCUUCUGCAGGAAGAGUGCACAAGUUACUUUUGAUUGUCACCGUUGUGUCAAAUUUCCCCCUGAUUAUUGUGGCUCUCGGGGCUAUAAUGCUGGCUGUUUUCAUCAUCCUCCUUUACCGCGCUCAUAGAGAGAAGAAUGGAGCUAAUGUUUUGUUUACCAAGGCCAUUUAUGCUACUCAUUCUGAAGAUGAAACGUCAUACAGUCCUGUUAGUGGAAAAGAAAAGGAAGACCCUCAGAACGGCACAUAUAUUGGUAUGACUGAAAAAGUUGAUGGACAAGCUUAAUUUCAUUUGUAUCUUUCAGAUCUUUAAGGGGUUUUUAUGUGGUUUCCAUUUUUAAAACACACAUAAUUUAAUACAGUGUAAUAUGUCGGGGACACAUUGUGUAGGUUCCUUAUGACCUAGAUCCCACUUUUCACCCACACUUGGUAAAGUUGGUCAAGUGCUGUUGUGUUUUACUCUUUGGUUCUUAGAUCUAGUGUUUGCUAAAAAAUGGACCACUAUGAGACAUAAUGUGAGUCGCCUAACUGUGAAUUUUUAAAUUUGUCUUUUGUAUAUUACAAUUCAUCCCAAACCAAAUACAGUAUUAUUUAGUUUCAAGAGCUACUGUUACUACUGUUUUGUUAGCGCUGUAUGAAGGUAGUUAUCGUUAAUACCUGAGAAGCUGUCAGGUGGCACAUGUGUAAAUAUACAAUUUAAAAUAAAAUACAAAGUACAGAACUGCUGACAUUCCUGUCAACAUAAUCUGUUGGGAAUGACUAUUACACAUUGUAUUUCAGUUACUUACAUUUUGUAAAAAACAAAUUUUGUUUGUAAAUAUAAUGGUUUUAGUUUUAAAUCUAGGUCUUUGUUUUCUAGAGUUGUAUUUCAGUUCAAAUGUGGUGCCCACACAUCAGGUUUAGAACAUUUCAUUGUUGUAUUUAUCAUUUUAAAUACUGUUUUGCUUGAAUCCUGUAGAUUUCAUUGGAAAAGACUAAGAACGUAAUACAAUACUGGUAGAAUUGCUGUGUUUUUAUUUGAAGGUAUUAAAUCUUAAGUGUAACUUUAUUAAAGGUCAACAUGGACCCAGCCCUCGGCUGCUGCACUACUGUAACAACUUAUUGUUACUGUCUUUGCUUUUUGUAGUUUUUAAUUUUAUUUCACACAGACUGCAUGUCACAUUUUGCCAACUCAACGUAUUCAAUAAAUACUGAAAGUAUU
Molecule: messenger RNA, 2793 nt
Organism: Periophthalmus magnuspinnatus
Lineage: Eukaryota; Metazoa; Chordata; Actinopteri; Gobiiformes; Gobiidae
Product: lysosome membrane protein 2-like
Exons: 13
Coding region: 316-1878 (520 amino acids)
Biological process (GO): receptor-mediated endocytosis; protein targeting to lysosome
Cellular component (GO): cytoplasm; membrane; lysosome
Molecular function (GO): scavenger receptor activity
Source: RefSeq, a predicted model, not a curated record